Molecule: messenger RNA, 7884 nt
Organism: Salvelinus fontinalis (brook trout)
Lineage: Eukaryota; Metazoa; Chordata; Actinopteri; Salmoniformes; Salmonidae
Product: ribosomal protein S6 kinase alpha-2
Exons: 21
Coding region: 489-2678 (729 amino acids)
Biological process (GO): intracellular signal transduction; protein phosphorylation
Molecular function (GO): ATP binding; magnesium ion binding; ribosomal protein S6 kinase activity
Source: RefSeq, a predicted model, not a curated record
ACUACAUGCCACAAGAGGUCAGGAAACGUCUACACAACACCAAUGGCCAACAGAGGCAGUAUACCUGUCUUACAUUGUCUAGCAUUGUUCAGUCUGUUACAAUAAAUUACACAUUUAAAGAAAUGUUAUAUCCACAAAAAGUAUGACAUGAUAUAAAACUCCAUGUCCAGGCACUCAAAUGCUGAUGAGUUUGACUUAAAAUCAUGUAUAUGUACAUAUACAUAUUUAUAUUUGUCACACACUCUUCACCAACUUAACUGCAGAUGUAUAGUCAGUUUAUUAGAACAAAGAUGAUUGCUACUCCAUCUUAACUGUCUCCUGCGCAAGAAGACGUCUAAAUCAUUUUUGUUAAUGAAAGCUAUUUACUAUAGUGGUAGAAUAGCAAAGCUGGUGGUGUAUAGGCUAGUUAUACCAUACAGUCAAGCCCUUGAUCUUUCCUCUUGACAAUUUACCUUGUGUGUGUGAGAUUUAUUGGGCUGUUGGAGUACAUGAGACAUUGUUCUUUUUACAGACCUGGGCCUCAUGCAAGGCAUGGAAACAUACUGAAGAGCUUCAUCUGUUUGUGGCCGGUGGACGAUGGCAUCCUGAAAGAGAUUGACAUUAGCCAGCACACCAAAGAGGGAUUUGAAAAGGCAGACCCCUCCCAGUUUGAGCUGCUGAAAGUGCUAGGCCAAGGCUCCUAUGGAAAGGUGUUCCUGGUGAGAAAAAUCAGAGGCUCUGACAGGGGACAGCUUUAUGCCAUGAAAGUGUUAAGGAAAGCAACGCUAAAAGUCCGGGAUCGGGUGCGGUCCAAAAUGGAGAGAGAUAUUCUGGCUGAAGUCAAUCACCCGUUCAUAGUCAAACUCCAUUACGCCUUUCAGACGGAAGGGAAGUUGUAUCUGAUUCUAGACUUCCUCCGAGGGGGAGACCUCUUCACACGGCUUUCCAAAGAGGUGAUGUUUACUGAGGAGGAUGUGAAGUUCUAUCUGGCUGAGCUGGCCUUGGCCUUAGAUCACCUUCACAGUCUGGGCAUCAUCUACAGAGACCUCAAACCAGAGAAUAUCCUUCUUGACGAGGAGGGGCACAUCAAGAUUACAGAUUUCGGGCUGAGUAAAGAGGCAACAGACCAUGACAAGCGAGCGUACUCCUUCUGCGGGACGAUAGAGUACAUGGCCCCUGAGGUGGUCAACAGAAGAGGACAUACACAGAGUGCGGACUGGUGGUCAUUUGGCGUCUUAAUGUUUGAAAUGCUGACAGGAUCUCUACCAUUUCAAGGCAAAGACCGCAAGGAAACAAUGGUCCUGAUACUGAAGGCAAAACUUGGCAUGCCGCAAUUCUUAAGCCCAGAGGUGCAAAGUCUAAUACGGGCCCUCUUCAAAAGAAAUCCUGCCAAUAGAUUAGGUGCUGGACCAGAUGGCGUCGAGGAGAUUAAAAGGCAUCAUUUCUUUGGAAAUAUAGAUUGGAAUAAGCUUUACAGAAGAGAGAUCAAGCCUCCAUUCAAACCAGCGGUGGGCAGGCCAGAAGACACCUUCCACUUUGACCCCGAAUUCACCUCCCGCACACCAACAGACUCGCCUGGCCUCCCUCCCAGUGACAACACACACCAGCUCUUCAGAGGGUUCAGCUUCGUGGCCACUAAUCUGGACCAGGACCAGUCCAUUGCUGAAAUACAGCAGAACUCAACUGUCAACCCUAUUGUACAACAACUUCAUGGGACCAACAUCCAUUUCACAGAUGGGUAUGAGGUAAAGGAGGAGGUGGGCUUGGGGGCGUACUCUGUCUGCAAACGAUGCAUCCACAAAAUCACCAGUGUUGAAUAUGCUGUCAAAAUCAUCGACAGAGUUAAGAAAGAUCCAUCUGAGGAAAUUGAGAUUCUGUUGAGAUACGGGCAGCAUCCAAACAUCAUCACACUGAAGGAUGUCUAUGAUGAUGGGAGGUAUGUGUACCUUGUGAUGGAGCUGAUGAGAGGUGGGGAGCUGCUGGACAGAAUACUCUAUCAGAAGUGUUUCUCUGAGCGAGAGGCCUCUGCUGUUCUCUGCACUAUUACCAAGACAGUAGAGUACCUUCACUCACAGGGGGUGGUACAUCGAGACCUGAAACCAAGCAACCUCCUCUAUGUGGAUGAAACGGGAGAUCCUGAAUCGAUCCGAAUAUGUGAUUUUGGGUUCGCCAAACAAUUAAGGGCGGAAAAUGGUCUCCUCAUGACGCCCUGUUACACAGCAAACUUUGUGGCUCCAGAGGUCCUGAAGAAGCAGGGGUAUGAUGCUGCUUGUGACAUCUGGAGUUUGGGGAUCCUACUCUACACUAUGCUCGCAGGCUUCACCCCUUUUGCCAAUGGUCCUGAUGACACCCCGGAGGAAAUACUGGCUCGCAUUGGUAGCGGAAAAUAUGCCCUCACCGGCGGAAACUGGGAUACGGUUUCUGAUGCUGCAAAGGACAUAGUCACUAAGAUGCUCCAUGUGGAUCCACACCAACGGCUGACGGCUCCCCGGGUCCUCAGACACCAGUGGAUAGUCAACCAAGAACAGCUGUCUCAGUGUCAGCUCAUCAGACAGGAUGUACAGCUUGUUAAGGGAGCAAUGGCUGCAACAUACUUGGCUUUGAAUCGAUCGCCUCUGGCCCCAAAGCUGGAGCCUGUGCAGUGUUCAAGUUUGGCCCAGAGAAGAGGAAUGAAGAGACUCACAUCCACUUGUUUAUAGCACCGUCUUAGAUGAUUCAGGGACAGCUUGAAAAUGGGGCAAGGUGCAAUGACUUUCAUCAGACACUGGUUUAAGUGCCCGUCCAAAGAACCAGGAAGUCUACAGUAGUGGGAACAAGGAGGAGCCACUUGUAACAAGGGGGGGAAAAAUUGUAGAGAAGAUGCAUCACAUUGUUGCACUAAGACAGGAAUCUUUACAGAUUUUAGAUGCACUCGAAACAAACAAAUGGUGGCAUCGAAGACAAAGCAGAAUUCUGUUAAAUUGUUCUUAAAUGUAUCAUUUGUAUUGAAGAAAUGUAACAUUAAUAUAUUUUAUUUUAUUCAUUCAUAUUUGCCUUUUCAUUUAGGUGGCAUCUGAAACUGUUUGUUUGUUAAGUGACACCUGUGUAUUAUCUCGAGUAUGUUUAGAAUGAUAUUGUCUAGGAGACCAAGUAACCUUAUGCAACGUUGAGUUGACACUUUGUCAUAAUGGCUGUAACAGAAAAGUCUAGAACAGCUUGUAGUUCAUAACUACAUGAUACACAUUUUACGAGAUUUUAUCGACAGCAUCUGUAUUUUUCCCUGUGUCUGAAAAUAAGCAUGUUGGUAUGUUACUUUGCUGACACAUUGUUCAGUCUAAAAGUUAAAUUACAGCUGCUAAGGAUAUAUAUGUUGGUACAUUUUGUAGCAUUCCAGACAUCCACAGUUAUUAUAGACAUUAAAAUAAACUGAAAUAGCUGAAUGAGUACAGAGUAUGCACUGCAUUCAGAAAGUAUUCAGACCCCUUGACUUUUUCCAGAUUUUGUUACGUUACAGCCUUAUCUAAAAUUGAUUAAAUAAAUAAAACAUCCUCAUCAAUCUACACACAAUACCCGAUAAUGAAUAGCAAAAACAGGUUUUUAGAUAUUUUUUUUGCAAAUGUACAAUUAAAAAAAACGGGAAUACUUUAGUUACAUAAGUAUUCAGACCCUUUGCUAUGAGACUCAAAAUUGAGCUCAGGUGCAUCCUGUUUCCAUUGAUCAUCCUUGAUGUUUCUACAACUUGAUUGGAGUCCACCUGUGGUAAAUUUAAUUGAUAUGACAUGAUUUGGAAGGCACACACCUUUCUACAUAAGGUCCCACACUUGACAGUGCAUGUCAGAGCAGAAACCAAGUCACGAGGUCGAAGGAGGUGUUCGUAGAGCUUCGAGACAUGAUUGUGUCAAGGCACAGAUCUAGGGAAGGGUACCAAAAAAUAUCUGCAGCAUUGAAGGUCCCCAAGAACAAAGUGGCUUCCAUCAUUCUUAAAUGGAAGAAGUUUGGAACCACCAAGACUUUUCCUAAAGCUGGCCACCAAGCCAAACUGAGCAAUCGGGGGAGAAGGGCCUUGGUCAGGGAAAUUACCAAGAACCCGAUGGUCACCCUGAUAGAGCUCUAGAGUUCCUCUGUGGAGAUGGGAGAAUCUUCCAGAAGGACAACCAUCUCUGCAGCACUCCACCAAUCAGGCCUGUAUGGUAGAGUGGCCAGACAGAAGCCACUCCUCAGUAAAAGGCACAUGACAGCCUGCUUGGUGUUUGCCAAAAGGCACUUAAAGGACUCUCAGACCAUGAGAAACAAGAUUCUCUGGUGUGAUGAAACCAAGAUUGAACUUUCUGGCCUGAAUGCCAUGCGUCACGUGUGGAGGAAACCUGGCACCAUCCCAAUGGUGAAGCAUGGUGGUGGCAGCAUCAUGCUGUGGGGAUGUUUUUCAGCGGCAGGGACUGGGAGACUAGUCAGGAUUGAGGCAAAGAUGAACAGAGCAAAGUACAGAGAGAUCCUUGAAAACCUGCUCCAGAGCACUCAGGAACUCAGACUGGGACAAAGGUUCACCUUCCAACAGGACAACGACCCUAAACAAACAGCCAAGACAAUACAGGAAUGGCUUCGGGACAAGUCUCUAAAUGUCCUUGAGUGGCCCAGUCAGAGCCCGGACUUGAACCCAAUCUAACAUCUCUGGAUGUUAGAAGAAUGGGGAAAAUUCCCAAAUACAGAUGUGCCAAGCUUGUAGCAUCGUACCCAAGAAGACUCGAGGCUGUAAUUGCUGCCAAAGGUGCUUCAACAAAGUACUGAGUAAAGGGUCUGAAUACUUAUGUAAAUGUGAUAUUUCUGUUUUUUCAUUUCAAUAAGUUAGCAAACAUUUCUUAACCUGUUUUUCCUUUGUCAUUAUGGGGUAUUGUGUCUAGAUUGAUGAGGGGGAAAACCAAUUUAAUCAAUUUUAGAAUAAGGCUGUAACAUAACAAAAUGUGAAGAAAGUCAAGGGGUCUGAUAACAUCCGAAUGCACUGUCUGUCUGCAUCAGUAGAUGCUGCUGAAGGAGGACGGCUCAUAAUAAUGUCUGGAAUGAUGUCAUUGGAAUGGUAUUAACCACAUGGAAACCAUGUUUGAUACCAUUCCAUUGACUCCAUUCCAGCCAUUCCUAUGAGCAGCCCUCCCCUCAGCAUCCUCUACUGGUCUGCAUCAAUCUAUAACUUUCAGGUUGGUUCAUAAGGUUAGACAUACUGUAGUGUACAAUAUUUAUUUUCUGUAGCUUACAGUUCAAUAUUAUUUUCUUUGUAAAAUCUAGUGUGCAUUAUGUUGGAUGCUUUUGAUAGUUUUGGCAAUUUCUAACAUAAUAUUCUACUUUUGUUUUGGGGAGUGGUACUGAAACAGACUCAUUAUAAAUUGUCAAUGCAAGUUAUAUUUCUUGUGUAAAUGUGACUUAAGUUAUUGUAUCAAACAACUGUAUAUAUUGUUUCUACAUUAUCCAUUAUGUUUGUGUAUUAAUGUAUGUUUAUGUCCGUUUGUUUUUAUUUUUUAAUACAUGACAUAUUUAAGUGUUUUUACCUGAUCUGAAGUGCACUAUGUGUUAGGUAAAUUACUUUUUAGAGGGAUGUAUUUGUUUUAGUAGCAGAUACAUUGGUAUGCAUUUAUUAGCAUUACCUUGUUUCCUGUCUGUUAAAUAGCUAAUUUGGGGUGGGGGGGGGGAUAUAUCAACAAAGAUUAAUCUUAAAACAUUAUGGAACCAAUAUGAGUGGAUUGAUUUAGUGUCCAUAUGUUGAACACAGCAUAAAACAUAUACAGUUGAAGUCAGAAGUUUACAUACACUAAGUUGACUGUGCCUUUAAACAGCUUGGAAAAUUCCAGAUAAUGCUGUCAUGGUUUUAGAAGCUUCUGAUAGGCUAAUUGACAUAAUUUGAGUCAAUUGGAGGUGUACCUGUGGAUGUAUUCAAGGCCUACCUUCAAACUCAGUGCCUCUUUGCUUGACAUCAUGAGAAAAUCAAAAGAAAUCAGCCAAGACCUCAGAAAAAAAUUGUAUACCUCCACAAGUCUGGUUCAUCCUUGGGAGCAAUUUCCAAACGCUUGAAGGUACCACGUUCAUCUGUACAAACAAUGGUACGCAAGUAUAAACACUAUGGCAUCACGCAGCCAUCAUACCGCUCAGGAAGGAGACGCGUUCUGUCUCCUAGAGAUGAAUCCCAGAACAACAGCAAAGGACCUUGUGAAGAUGCUGGAGGAAACCGGUACAAUAGUAUCUAUAUCCACAGUAAAACGAGUCCUAUAUCGACAUAACCUGAAAGGCCGCUAAGCAAGGAAGAAACCACUGCUCCAAAACCGCCAUAAAAAUGCCAGACUACGGUUUGCAACUGCACAUGGGGACAAAGAUUGUACUUUUUGGAGAAAUGUCCUCUGGUCUGAUGAAACAAAAAUAGAACUGUUUGGCCAUAAUGACCAUCGUUAUGUUUGGAGGAAAAAGGGGGGUGCUUGCAAGCCGAAGAACACCAUCCCAACCAUGAAGCAUGGGGGUGGCAGCAUCAUGUUGUGGGGGUGCUUCGCUGCAGGAGGGACUGGUGCACUUCACAAAAUAGAUGGCAUCAUGAGGCAGGAAAAUGAUGUGGAUAUAUUGUAGCAACAUCUCAAGACAUCAGUCAGGAAGUUGAAGCUUUCUUGCAAAUGGGUCUUCAAAAUGGACAAUGACCCCAAGCAUACUUCCAAAGUUGUGGCAAAAUGGCUUAAGGACAAGAAGGUCAAGGUGUUGGAGUGUCAAUCACAAAGCCCUGACCUCAAUCCUGUAGAAAAUUUGUGGGCAGAACUGAAAAAGCGUGUGCGAGCAAGGAGGCUUACAAACCUGACUCAGUUACACCAGCUCUGUCAGGAGGAAUGGGCCAAAAUUCACCCAACUUAUUGUGGGAAGCUUGUGGAAGGCACCUGAAACGUUUGACCCAAGUUAAACAAUUUAAAGGCAAUGCUACCAAAUACGAAUUGAGUGGAUGUAAACUUCUGACCCACUGGGAAUGUGAUGAAAGAAGUAAAAUCUGAAAUAAAUCAUUCUCUCUACUAUUAUUCUGACAUUUCACAUUCUUAAAAUAAAGUGGUGAUCCUAACUGACCUAAAACAGGGAAUUUUUACUCUGAUUAAAUAUCAGGAAUUGUGAAAAACUGAGUUUAAAUGUAUUUGCCUAAGGUGUAUGUAAACUUCCGACUUCAACUGUACAGUAGAAUGCCACCUUGGAUGCCUUUAUGUUUAUGGUUUAGGUGCAAAUCAAGUAGUAAAGAAGCUGUGUGAAACAAACACCAGCAAUCCCAACAGUGUUUUCAGUGUACCAACACAAUGACAUAUUAUAGAAUUACAGGUUGAAAGUACACAGGAUUCAGGAAUGGUUUAUCAUUCAACUUAAGCACACAAUGGCGCUUUAGUUGCUCCAUAAUAAUAAGAAUACGGGAUAAUAUGACAAAACAGGUUCCAUAGGAUAAAUACCACACACUUACCUUUAGAAUAUUUUCAUAAUUUCUAGAAUAUUUUCAUAGAUUUGACAGUACAACAUGUAAAAAGCAUUACAGCCUAAUGAACAGUAAGCCUUAACAAUUUCUGCUUUCACAAAGCUUAAUUGAAUAACUACUAAAAUACAAUAUUAGAAUCAUAGAGUCACACAAUAGAUAACCUUGAUCAAUGACUCGCCUUGUGCUGCUGUGGCUUGUAUAUAGAUCUGCAUACUGAAGGUACUUCUGAGAAGAUAUUUAUUCAAAGAGUCUCCUGUUCUGUGUUGUUCAGUCACUAAGCCCUCAAGUGAGGACACACUAUUGUCUCAAACCCACUGUAAAGUAAGUAGCUAAAAAGUAACAUUGUGAAACUUGUGUGCUAGUAGGACUGUACAUACUGUAUAGGUUACUUAACUAUUUUCCUUGUAUUGGCAGUGCAUGCCAAAACUUUACAAAUAAAUCAAGUGGGAAAGAAA